Leptosia nina is the source of this 2706-nucleotide messenger RNA. NCBI's taxonomy places the organism in Eukaryota, Metazoa, Arthropoda, Insecta, Lepidoptera, Pieridae. The record is from the annotation of a GenBank genome assembly.
AUGUGCACCGUCAAGUGGUUGUGCUUGUUCGUGGUGCUGGCCACCUGUUGGGCUCAGGAGGGCGAGUGGAGUGAAGACGCUGAGGAUCUUGUGUCAACAGUGGAGGUGGACGCAGUGUUGGGACGAACGGCAUCUCUGCCUUGUGACGUCACACCGGAUGCCAACGAAGAUAGAGUAUACAUGGUGCUAUGGUUCCGAGCCGGAAAGGCCACAGGCGGAAAACCUAUUUAUAGUUUUGACGUCCGGGGGCGGUCGUUCAACAAGGCACUUCAGUGGUCAGACCCCAAUGUCUUCGGGCCUAGAGCGUAUUUCGCCACUGUCGCCCGCCCUGCUUCACUCACCCUUGACACAGUCCAGCUGGACGAUGAAGGAGUGUACAGAUGUCGCGUCGAUUUCAAGAAUUCGCCAACAAGGAACUUUCAGAUACGACUAUCAGUCAUAGUACCACCACAUCAACUGAUACUGUACGACAAGUCUGGACGCGAUGUGUCCGGCGUGGUGGGACCCUUGGAGGAAGGCAACGAACUGGUGCUCGUCUGCGAGGUCAGAGGAGGCCGACCUUCCCCAACAGUGUUGUGGUUGAUAGACGGUGUACCAGCGCCACAGUACAUCGGCGAGAAGUCCGACUCUCACGUCGUCGUGAACAAACUUGAGUUACCCCACGUCAAGAGAUCCCAUUUGAACACAACCUUCAAGUGUCGAGCGUCGAACACGAACCUCGUCAGUCCUCAAGAAAAGACGGUGCGGUUAGAAAUGAAUUUAAGGCCGACGUUGGUGCAGAUAGCGAAGAAGCCGCCGACGUUAUCGUCCGAGCGGCAUGUCAGCUUAUCAUGUGUGGCGGAGGGAAGCCGCCCGCCCGCCCAGCUCACUUGGUUCAAGGACAAUAGGAAAUUCACUAGGGGCAAGAUAACAGAAGCCAUGAACGACACGUGGGUUAGCAGCACGGUACAGUUCACACCACUUCCAGAAGACGAUGGCGUGCAGCUCAAGUGCCAAGCAGACAACAGCGCGUUACCUGGGCAGAGUCUAGAAGAUUCUUUCCGAUUAGAUGUUGUGUAUCCCCCGGUGGUAUCAUUAUCAUUAGGCAGUACACUGAACCCCAACGAAAUAAAGGAAGGCGAUGAUGUCUACUUUGAAUGUUCAGUUCGUGCCAACCCUAAGGAGCAUCGCAUCUCUUGGUAUCAUAAUGACAAACCGGUGCUACACAACGUGGUGUUAGGCGUAAUAGUCAGCACUAAAUCCUUGGUUCUGCAAAAGGUGACCCGCGAACACACCGGUGACUAUUCAUGUCGAGCUUCGAAUUCCCUUGGCGAGACAGCCAGUCAAAUGACACAUCUGAGCAUACAAUAUGCUCCAGUCUGUAUCCACGCAUCACCCCAAGUUCUUGGCGCACAAUUGGAUGAAACACUGCGCGUGCGCUGCUCUGUAACUGCGAACCCUCCGGACGUCACGUUUUUUUGGCAAUUCAACAACAGUGGGGAAAGUCUCGAUGUUUCGCCAUCUAAGUAUGGUACGGCUAAUGGUAGUACGAGUGAACUGAUUUAUAAACCGCAAAGUGAACGGGAAUACGGUGCCCUUAGCUGUCGUGGUACCAACACUGUUGGCAGACAACUUGAACCAUGUAUCUUUCAGAUUGUACCAGCAGCUCGACCGGCCCCGCCCCGGAACUGUUCAUUACAAGCCAGUCUCAACGGGACCGAGGGGUUGACAGUUCUGUACGUGCGCUGCGUCGCCGGCUACGAUGGAGGACUGCCGCAGUCUUUUAUUUUGGAAGCCCUAGAUCCUGUCACCAGUAACAAUAGAUAUAACAUUACUGUUAAUGACACGGAUGGACUAGUUACAUUCAAAUUAGACCUGUCGCAGUUGUCACCAAACGAUAUAGAUGGCGCCACCUUCAACCUGCUAAUUUACGCGAGAAAUCUGAAAGGCGAAUCGGAGAAAACUUUACUCGAAAACAUUGCUUUUAAUGACGCAGCACGAAGAACAGAUGGAAAGAGCAGCAUGGGAGGUGCCACUUUAGGGAUAUUAGUGGCAGCUGCCUCAGGCGCUACCCUCGCAGCCGGAGGGAUAGCGCUCGCCGCACUGUGCGCCCGAAGGAAAAGGUCACAUCCCCCCCACAAACACCCCCCCGGAGACAUGUUGGAGCUGAGCGAUGGCGGGAGACGUUAUGUCGUCGCUUAUACUAUUAAACCUUCCCCGGACUCGAGAACACCAGAACCACAACCGGACAUUUUGAAUGCCCCAGAUGGUGAUAGUCAAAAUGUGUUGUCUGCCACAACAGACGCUGAUGAAUGGUCUACCGUGCGGGAAGUUAAAGGCGACUGGACAAAAGGUGGAGCAGUUUUUUCCGCCGAAGACUUGGCACUUCUAGAUACAACUGGACAGCCACAACAAAUAAAUCUAUCACCAGAGAGCGACAUAACACCACAUCGACAAGAAGACUUAGUCAACCAAAAUCUAACUCAACCACUGUUGGCGAAUAACUUUCGACCUAGCUUAAGUCCCACUUUGGGUAGUCCAAACUUUGUGUGUCCAAAUGGUAAUGUAGGGUCCCCCUUCGGGAGUCAAACUUUGACGCUAAGCGGACCCACUCUUAGUUCAGGAAGUCUUGCAACGUCUACUUUACACAGAAAAGGAAAGAGUAACGUGAGGAGAAGAGAACAUGUCUUGGCAGAGAACUUGCCAGGACCUGAAAGCUGUGUGUAA